AUGCCCCUUCCCAUCGACGGCGAUGCUUCCACCGAGGUCCCCAACGAGAUUGAUGAUCCGGUUGAUAUCGAGGCUGAGAUCCCGGAUGCUGACCUGCCUGACGAGGAUGAUUUUGAUGACUUUGCUGUGCCCAACUUGCUAGCCGACCAGACUAAACUGGAGGAACUACAUAAUAUCAUUCGCCAGCAGGAAUCGUCUGCCUCUCGACCUCUCGACGAGGCACGGGCUCCCACUCGACGGCCUGAGGCUGAGAUGCUGAACAUUCGAGAGGCUGAAUUUGUUGAGCUGCGUGUCCGAUCCAUCAAGUACGACCAUUACCUGCAAUUUGCGAUGAAGUGGUACGACGGUCGCUUUGCCCGGCACCACGCUUUCGAUAUGUAG
Clonostachys rhizophaga is the source of this 381-nucleotide messenger RNA. The record is from the annotation of a GenBank genome assembly. Lineage: Eukaryota; Fungi; Ascomycota; Sordariomycetes; Hypocreales; Bionectriaceae.